CGAGAUGUGAAUUUUUCUAGAUUAGUACGCGUCUUCAAAAAAACACCACAAAUAAUUUAUUUAUAGCAAAACUCCUGCCACAAAACGUAAAUUCAUCAAAAAAAGCAAACAAUAAUUUGUGACCAAAACCCACCAGGUUGGUACCACUCGUCACAAGUGUCAAAAAAGUUUGAAAACAACGUUUUAUAACAAUAAGUGCAUUUUUCCUCCCAAUUACUUUAAAUAAUGUCGUCAGACGUCGAACCUGAGGCGCCCGACGCCCCCGAAGAGGACAAGCCCGCCACUUGGUCCGACUUGGGUCUUGUCGAUGUUCUUUGCAAGGCGUGUGAGCAACUCAAAUGGGCCCAACCGUCCAAAAUCCAGAAAGAGGCGAUCCCUGUGGCCCUCCAAGGCAAGGACGUAAUCGGUCUUGCCGAAACAGGAUCGGGAAAAACCGCGGCUUUUGCCUUGCCAAUCCUCCAGUCCCUCCUUGAAAACCCCCAGCGCUACUUUGCGUUGAUUUUGACGCCGACCCGGGAGUUGGCGUUUCAGAUUUCCGAACAGAUUGAAGCGUUGGGGGCGAAUAUUGGGGUUAAAUGUGCUGUGAUAGUUGGAGGGAUGGAUAUGAUGUCUCAGGCCUUGAUUUUGGCGAAAAAGCCGCAUAUUUUGAUCGCGACACCAGGGAGGCUUUUGGACCAUCUCGAAAACACGAAAGGGUUCAAUUUGAAAGCGUUGAAAUAUUUAGUUAUGGAUGAAGCUGAUAGGAUUUUAAAUAUGGAUUUUGAAGUGGAGGUUGAUAAAAUCUUGAAAGUGAUUCCUCGAGAAAGGCACACGUUUUUAUUCUCUGCCACGAUGACGAAAAAAGUGAAGAAAUUACAAAGGGCUUGUCUGAGAGACCCUGUCAAGGUUGAGGUCUCAACCAAAUAUCAAACUGUUGAAAAGUUGCAACAAUAUUACAUUUUUAUUCCCGUCAAAUUUAAAGACGUUUAUCUUGUCCAUAUUUUAAAUGAAAUGGCCGGAAAUAGUUUUAUGAUUUUUUGUUCUACUUGCAAUAAUACGAUAAGGACGGCUUUGUUAUUGCGCAAUUUGGGGCUUACUGCGGUCCCUCUUCAUGGUCAAAUGUCUCAAAAUAAGCGGUUGGCAGCAUUGACAAAAUUCAAAGCCAAAAAUCGCUCAAUUCUCAUAUCAACAGACGUUGCCAGCAGAGGAUUAGACAUUCCGCACGUUGAUGUUGUUAUAAAUUUCGACAUUCCUACACACAGUAAGGACUAUAUCCAUCGUGUGGGGCGCACAGCUAGGGCUGGACGUUCAGGCAAAGCAAUUACGUUCGUUACUCAGUAUGACGUCGAGUUGUAUCAGAGGAUAGAACAGUUGAUAGGCAAACAAUUACCACUUUAUAAAACAGAAGAAGAUGAAGUUAUGGUCUUGCAAGAGAGGGUGGCGGAGUCUCAGAGGCUUGCAAAAAUGGAAAUGAAAGAUUUGGGUGAUAAGAAAGGCAAGAGGAAGAAAAAUGACGGAGGGGGCGACGAUGACGACACUGAGGGGGCCACAGGUGUGAGAAAGCGACUCAAAGGUAUGAAAAAAGGUAACAAGAAGAAAUAAAUAUUUGACGUAAU
Molecule: messenger RNA, 1595 nt
Organism: Tribolium castaneum (red flour beetle)
Lineage: Eukaryota; Metazoa; Arthropoda; Insecta; Coleoptera; Tenebrionidae
Gene: pths
Product: porthos
Exons: 6
Coding region: 226-1581 (451 amino acids)
Molecular function (GO): ATP binding; RNA helicase activity; nucleic acid binding
Source: RefSeq, a predicted model, not a curated record